AUGACUCAACUCACGCCCAUUAGAGGUUUUACCAAUACGCCAGUGACCAAAUCUGUCAUUGUUAUAGGAACCGUUUUGGCCCUCGCUCUUCUGGCUCUUCAGUUGAAAUAUCUCGUGACGCUAGCCAUAGAUCCACUAAUAGUGCAAUACUCGCAAUAUUGGCGUGUGGCAACGUUUCAGUUAUCAGUAAUUAACGAGAGUGACUACUUGCUAAGUACGAUCCUAUGGUUCCACUUCAAAACAUUGGAAAGGUUCUUUGGGCCCCGAAAGUACUUCUCUUUGAUCACCGUGUUUGCCUUAUAUAAUGCGGUGCUCACCUUUUUGGUACUCUCUGUGGGCCAAUUGCUGCUCAAUGCUUUAUUAAGUGUUAUACCAAUGCUUAAGUCAUAUUCUCCUUAUAAAUUUGUCUACAGAGACACAUUUUUUAAUUCUGUGGUUCCCGGGCCUCUUGGAAUUCUCGCAUCAUUAUACAUGUGCCACGGCACUUACAUUCCAGUGUCUUAUCAUUUCAAAAUCCUAUUUCGAAGGGUUGAAGCCAGCGAUGAAACCGAAAAUUCCUCUGAUGAUACAAAUGCAAAUCGCGUCAACAAUAACCCUGGAAAGCUGCUUACGCUCAAUGAUCAUUUUCAGAUCCAUAUCCUUUUCACACUUCUCAUGCUCAACAACGGCAUUGCAUCUCUCAUUCCUUGCCUAAUAGGUCUUCUUGUUGGGCGCCUAUAUACCAGUGAGCUCUUGGCUGGAUCCAAGAACUUCCACCUCCCUAACUUGGUGUUCCGACUCUUUGUCAGUCCCCGCAAAAUCAACACCUCUGCAUUUGAUCUGUUGCGGCAAAGAAUCCGCGGAUUUCACCGCUUACCACAGUCGCCUCCUAGAGAAGCAGAGCCCACUCCUGAAAGAGAGAACGUUGCCGAGGAAACAAUUGACGACAUCAGGAAUCCAGAGGAGCCCGUCAACAGAUCUGAGACGCCAGUGAGGCCCUUAGGCAGGCAGUUUCUCGAAACUUUCAGGACUUAG
Molecule: messenger RNA, 1014 nt
Organism: Candidozyma auris
Lineage: Eukaryota; Fungi; Ascomycota; Pichiomycetes; Serinales; Metschnikowiaceae
Exons: 1
Coding region: 1-1014 (337 amino acids)
Source: RefSeq, a predicted model, not a curated record